CAUCUCAUUGAUGUACGGACAGCUAAUCCACCUUCACAUCAAAGCCCCGUUCCGCAACUCAUUCAUUAUCAACGGCAUCCACCUCAUUCGUUGACUCCUGAGUCCUGCCUCACUUCAUCUUUGACUCUUGGGCCCGCCGUCGUCGUCACGAAGUGCAGGCCUUCGCCACCGUAAUCAUGGCCUCCGAAACCAAGCCCGACGACACAGGCUCUGACACGGGUUCAGAGUUCCACACUCCGAUCAUGACACCUGCAACAAUAUCCUUAGCAGGCGAUGAUGACAAAGAUGAUCAAUUAAGCGACAUACCUUGGCCCGGCAAGUACUUCUACAUUAUCGACAAGGAGUCUGGCAAAGCCAUCACACUCGUCGAUGACAGGCCAGUCCUCAUGGACCUCCAAGGCGUGCGCGAUCCCGCGACCAUGUGGUAUUGCGUCGAGAAGCAAGGCUAUUUCGGGUUUCUCAACAAGAGUUGGGGAAAGUUCAUCGGCCACAACAGCAAGAGCGACGUAGGUGCAUGGGCUGGAGAGUUCAAUGAGUGGGAGUCGUGGGUUCCAAGGCAACAUCCAGAUGGAGGCUACCAGCUGCUGUCGCCGUACUGGACCCAUACUAUGAUGCAGCUUUGCGUUGCUACGGACAGGAUCAAUUUGUGUAGGCGGUCUCAUGGCCCGACGUUGUGGUUUUUCAUGCAGGUUCCGUGGUAGGUCUGGCCUAGGGAUAUACAGACCGAGGUCGCAGAUUUCUUUGUCGGUGUUUGAUCGUUAGAGCGGAAUCGAAGGCGUUCAAGAGUUCGUCCAACAGGGUUGAUUGGUGACACUCGUCUAUUCACCCAUUGCUGAAUAACAGCCAACACUGGGACGUUGGCUGAGCUUCUGGGCGCAGUACCAUGUUGGAUUUUGUUGCCAGGCAACACAGCAAUAACACGGUCACUGUCUCAACACUGGAAAAGUCUGAUAAGGACUACCAAGGAUAGGGACUACCCAGCCUUCCUCAUUAACCAGAAAAGCCAGUGGAGCCAAAGUCUGUGGAUGCAUGGGGAAUUCUUCCGGCCAAACUGUAGGGUAUCAUUGGUACUCAGAAGGACACACUUUGCAAUUGUAGGAGAGAAGAACACAUGUAAGCAUGAAAAAAU
Colletotrichum godetiae is the source of this 1129-nucleotide messenger RNA. RefSeq lists its product as uncharacterized. The transcript has 2 exons. The record is from RefSeq and is a predicted model, not a curated record. Lineage: Eukaryota; Fungi; Ascomycota; Sordariomycetes; Glomerellales; Glomerellaceae. The coding region runs from base 177 to 701 and encodes 174 amino acids.